AUCCUGCAAUUAUUUCAUUAUUCCACAGUUUCAAUUUGUUUUACUAUAAUUUAUUAUUUAUAUUUCAUGUUGCUCUGCUUAUGGUUCAUCCUCUUUGAGCCUGACAAGAGGAUAAAUCUGCAGAAAUGUUUUAAAACUGGUCUGUCUUUGUUAAUUAAUGAAUAAAACAGAAUAGACUUUUUAAAAUCACAUAGUUUGACAUUUUAUUUUGAAGGCGGUGAGCAGCGGAAGUGCGGUGGCUGUUUCCGGUGGUUGUGUUUGGUGUGGUCCGCCUCGGCUCGGCUCGGCUCGGCUCAGACCGGACCAGCAGCAGUAGUAUCAGCUGUAGUGAACCUGUGUGUGACCGCGGAGGAAAGAUGGCGGCCCCUGCUCUCUCCAGUCGGGCUGGCUCGGCGGGCAGCCUCGGGAACAGCCCCACCAUGGCCGCCGGCAGGCUGCCGCACGGAGGAGGCGGCGUCGGGCCCGAGCUGGACUUCAGGUCGGCGGCUCGGAUGGAGGAUCUGAACCGGCUCAUCCAGGAGUUCAGCAAGCACGACCAGCGGGAGUACGACGACCAGCGGGCUCUGGAGAUCCACACGGCCAAGGACUUCAUCUUCUCCAUGCUGGGAAUGGUCCAGAAGUUGGACCAGAAGCUCCCGGUGGCCAACGAGUACCUCCUCCUGUCAGGAGGUGUUCGGGAGGGUGUGGUGGACAUGGACCUUGACGAGCUGAGCGUCUACGCUCGCGGCACAGACUACGACAUGGACUUCACCCUGCUGGUCCCGGCGCUGAAACUCCAUGACCGCAACCAGCCAGUAACCCUGGACAUGAGGCACUCGGCCCUGGGCCACUCCUGGCUCAGUCUUCGCCUUUUUGACGAAGGAACUAUCAACAAGUGGAAAGACUGCUGCACCAUCGUGGACCACAUCAACGGGACCACCAACUACUUCUUCUCUCCGACACUGGUGGCCGACUGGUUCUACCAGUCCAUCUCCCUGGUGCUGCUGGAGGUGCAGAAGAAGCCUCAGAGAGGGAUGCCCAGGGUGGAGAAGGUGGAGAGGAACGGCACCAUCAUCUCCGUCAUCCUGGGUGUCGGGAGCAGCCGGAUGCUUUACGACAUUGUUCCUGUUGUGUCAUUUAAAGGCUGGCCUGCUGUCGCUCAGAGCUGGCUGAUGGAGAACCACUUCUGGGAUGGGAAGAUCACCGAGGAGGAGGUGAUCAGCGGCUUCUACCUCGUCCCCGCCUGCUCCUUCAAAGGCCGCAAGGAGAACGAGUGGCGCCUGUCAUUCGCUCGCAGCGAGGUGCAGCUGAAGAAGUGCAUCUCGUCCAGCCUGAUGCAGGCGUACCAGGCCUGCAAAGCCAUCAUCAUCAAGCUGCUGUCCCGCCCCAAAGCCAUCAGCCCCUAUCACCUCCGCAGCAUCAUGCUGUGGGCUUGUGACCGUCUCCCUGCCAACUACCUGUCACAGGACGACUUCUCCGCCCACUUCCUGUUGGGCUUGAUCGAUGACCUGCAGCACUGCCUCGUCAACAAGAUGUGUCCCAAUUAUUUCAUUCCCCAGUGCAACAUGCUGGAGCACCUGUCGGACGAGACGGCCAUGCUGCACGCCCGCAAACUCUCCUCGGUGCGCUCCGACCCGGCCGAACACCUCCGCACCACCAUCGAGCACGCCAAGGCUGCCAACAGGCUGACCGUGGACCUGCAGUGGCGCGGCAGCGCCAGCAACCUGCCGUCGCCGCAGUCUGACGCCGGUGGAGAGAAUCAGCCGGACGACCGACUGGCCAAGAAGCUUCAGCAGCUCGUCACAGAGAAUCCUGGGAAAUCCAUCUCAGUCUUUAUCAACCCGGAUGACGUCACACGGCCGCACUUCCGCAUCGAUGACAAGUUCUUCUGAGACUGAGACCUCUUCCUCCUCCUCCUCCUCCUCUUCUUCCUCCCCCUCCUCCUCCUCCUCCCCCUCCUCCCCCUCCUCCUCCUUCUCCUCCUUCUUCUUCUCCUCCUCCCCCUCCUCC
Messenger RNA from Acanthopagrus latus (yellowfin seabream), 1989 nucleotides. RefSeq names its product protein MB21D2. The transcript has 2 exons. The coding region runs from base 357 to 1871 and encodes 504 amino acids. Lineage: Eukaryota; Metazoa; Chordata; Actinopteri; Spariformes; Sparidae. The record is from RefSeq and is a predicted model, not a curated record.